Lodderomyces margitis is the source of this 864-nucleotide messenger RNA. Its product is annotated as mitochondrial 2-oxodicarboxylate carrier. The transcript has a single exon. NCBI's taxonomy places the organism in Eukaryota, Fungi, Ascomycota, Pichiomycetes, Serinales, Debaryomycetaceae. Gene Ontology annotation, biological process: transmembrane transport. The record is from RefSeq and is a predicted model, not a curated record. Bases 1 to 864 code for a protein of 287 amino acids.
AUGGCAGAACCAUCACCAUUACCAUUCAUAUACCAAUUUGCAUCUGGAGCCAUUGCAGGGGUCUCUGAGAUUCUUGUCAUGUAUCCGUUGGAUGUCGUCAAAACAAGACAACAAUUGGACUCCACAAAUGCUACUAAAGGUACUAUCAAUUGUAUCAAAACUAUCAUUAAAGAGGAAGGUGUAUCGCGUUUAUACAAAGGUAUUACAGCUCCUAUUUUGAUGGAAGCUCCAAAGAGAGCAACCAAAUUCGCUGCUAACGACGAAUGGGGUAAAUUUUACAAAAACUUUUUCGGUGUUUCAGCCAUGACUCAACCCUUGGCUAUCCUCACUGGUGCCACUGCCGGUGCCACUGAGUCGUUUGUUGUUGUUCCCUUCGAAUUGGUCAAGAUCAGAUUACAGGAUAGAACUACAAAGUUUAAUGGUAUGGGCGAGGUGGUUAAAGAUAUCGUUCAAAAAAAUGGUGUUUUAGGAUUGUACAAGGGUCUCGAGCUGACAAUGUGGAGACACAUUUGGUGGAAUGCCGGUUACUUUGGAUGCAUUCAUCAAGUCAAAUCGUUGAUGCCGAAGCCAAAGGAUAACAAGCAAAAGAUUUUGUUUGACUUGACAUCUGGUACAAUUGGAGGUACCUUUGGUACGAUUUUGAACACACCAUUCGACGUUGUCAAGUCUAGAAUCCAAGCUGGUUCGGCUAGAUACAAAUGGACAUACCCUUCCUUGGCCAUUGUAUAUAAAGAAGAGGGAUUUGCUGCGUUGUACAAAGGUUUCAUUCCAAAAGUUUUGAGAUUGGGUCCAGGUGGAGGUAUUUUGUUAGUCGUCUUCACCGCAUGCAUGGACUUUUUUAGAAAGUUCCAUGACAAGAAAUAG